UGUGCGAGGUCUCUGCUUGCAGACUCUAUAUAUGUUCUCAACUGGCUGCGAGAGAACUCCAAAUCAUACAUACUUUCCUUUCAUUUCGUUCUGUAUCCUCUUAGGCAAAGAUGGCGACAUUGAGAACAUUUAUAGGUGUUGCGACAAUAGCAGCUCUUGUUCAGGUGGCAAUUGGUGGAAGCUUCACAGUCGGAGGCCAAAAUGGUGGGUGGGAUCUGAGCACCAACUUGGCAGCAUGGGCUGCUGCCCAGAAGUUCAACGUUGGGGACACCCUGACUUUCAACUAUGCAUCAGCUCAUGACGUGCUUGAGGUGUCGAAGGCAGACUACGAUGCAUGCGCGACAAGCAAACCAACGAACAGCUACACAGGCGGGAGCACCGUCGUCAAGCUUUCAUCGCCGGGGAAGAGAUACUUCAUCUGCGGGAUACCAGGGCACUGCAGCCAAGGAAUGAAGGUCGAGAUCGACGUGGUUGCUGCCGUGACGGCAACUCCACCAACGGCCGCUGCUUCUCCACCCCUCGCCAAGUCUUUCCCACCAAAGGCCGCGGCUUCUCCACCCCUCUCCAAGUCUUUCCCACCAAAGGCCGCUGCUUCUCCACCCCUCUCCAAGUCUUUCCCACCAACGGCCGCUGCUUCUCCACCCCUCUCCAAGUCUUCCCCACCAAUGUCAAAGCCUGAAGCCCCAACAUCUUCUAAGCCUUCCAAGGCUGCACCAUCCGAAGCUCCUGCAAGCUCGCCGGCGACCAUCUCUCCGUCGUCCGAGCCAUCAGCUUCAGAUUUACCUGUGACCACUUCACCGGCACCACCACCCGGGUCCGCAGCUAAUGGCCUUGGUCGUCAUGCAAAGGUCGCAAUGGGGUUCGGGUUGGGGAUGCUCUUGGUUUGGGCUGUCUGAGCACAAGCUAGAGAGGAGUUUGUAUUUGAACCGAGUGUUAUUUUCUUGAGCCACUUGCUCUGUAUUUUUCCAUUUAUUUUUCUGACAUAGAUAUUUGCUACUGUUUCUCCUUGGAUCUCUAUUCUUCAAUAAUAAACAUCAAAAUUUAUUAAUUGUUA
Phoenix dactylifera (date palm) is the source of this 1054-nucleotide messenger RNA. RefSeq lists its product as uncharacterized. NCBI's taxonomy places the organism in Eukaryota, Viridiplantae, Streptophyta, Magnoliopsida, Arecales, Arecaceae. Gene Ontology annotation, molecular function: electron transfer activity. The record is from RefSeq and is a predicted model, not a curated record. Gene Ontology annotation, cellular component: plasma membrane.